Molecule: messenger RNA, 755 nt
Organism: Hibiscus syriacus
Lineage: Eukaryota; Viridiplantae; Streptophyta; Magnoliopsida; Malvales; Malvaceae
Product: probable ADP-ribosylation factor At2g15310
Exons: 4
Coding region: 290-643 (117 amino acids)
Biological process (GO): vesicle-mediated transport; intracellular protein transport
Cellular component (GO): cytoplasm
Molecular function (GO): GTP binding; GTPase activity
Source: RefSeq, a predicted model, not a curated record
AAAACAUGUAAUGGCGACAAGAAGUCACAGAAAGCAAAUGAGACUUUAAAAUUAUUUUCUUUAGAUCAGAACAUAUUCUUGUUUAGCCUUAAAAGCCUCCUGCCCGUUCAACAGUGCCAAACACUUGGCAAAUGGUAUAUGACUUACAAUACAAGGGAACUCCUUUGUCGUCUAUCUGUCCUUUCAUAGGUUUCCUGUUGGAAAAACAAUCCCUCAUCUUUACACUUAAAACGCGUACAAAUUUAGUUUUGUCUUGCCCUGGUUCGUAGGGGAAGUAAAAUUUAAGGAAAUGGGGGGAUCGAUAGCUCGACUUGCCAAGAGGCUGGGGUUCCUGCCUCAGUGUAGACUAAGGGUUCUCAUGGUGGGUCUGGAUGGUUCUGGCAAAACAACCAUUCUUUACAAGCUAAAGCUGGGAGACCUGCUUAAAACUAAGCCCACUAUUGGUUUUAAUGUAGAGAGCAUACAGUACAGAAACAUAUGCUUCGAUGUAUGGGAUAUUGGAGGAGAAAGCAAGAUUCGGCCAUUGUGGAAACAUUACUUCCUUGACGUCCAGGCAUUAAUCUUUGUGGUGGACAGCAGCGAUAGAGAAAGAAUUUCAGAAGCUCGGAAAGAGCUCCACUGGGCAUUAGCCGAUGUCAAAUGAGCUAGCCAAUGCAGCAGUGUUAGUGCUGGCCAAUAAGCAAGACCUGCCCGACGCCAUGUCUUCCUAUGAGAUUGCUGAUAAACUAGGUUUACACUGUCUUGGUCAGCGACCC